CUUACCGACUUUUACGACAUGUUGAUGCACAAGUCCUUUACGUGCUAAGUGUCACGGUUCGAUGCAUUUGUUUAACGCAACGGAGUUAGUUUAGUGCACGGUCAUGCACGAGAUAUUGCAACAUAAUAACUGGAAGCCGAAUUGCGUGUGUUGAAGCGACCGGGGAUCGACAGACUGGUGAAAGGUAUCGCACCAACGCCGGACGCGAGGUGGACGAGAUAGGAAUCAAAAUGGCCCAGUUCCCCAAGUUUUUAACCGUGUGCUGGCUUUUCUUGGUUUGGAAUAUUUACAGUGUAGAAGGCAUUGAUCUCAGUGUAGAAAGUUUACAAGAUUUACCCCUAAGACUGUACGAAAAAGAGGAAACUAGUUUUGUUUUCAACUUUAAUUUUUCGCAAAAUAAUCUUAACUCCGUCUUGGUUCGAUUUAAAACGCUCAAACCAAAAAUCGCAACCAUAUUUGAAAAAGAUACGUUUUUAUUAGCAGAAAAUGUCUCAGUAAAGAUAAUAGGUCGUUUGCUUGGACGAACAAAUAUGACGAUUUUAGUAAAUACGUCGGAUAUUUCUUCCAGCACGUAUACCAAGGGAGAUAACUCUAAUUCAAGCUCAUGGUACGAGUUGCAACAAAAAUUCAGAAUUGUUGUAAGCCGAAAAGAAAGAACCGUUGACACGAUAUUUACCGUAGUUGUGAUAAUACUGGUGAUCACCUUGAAUGCUGCGAUGGGUUGCAAGGUUGAACUGCUGGUUGUCAAGGAAACGUUGAAGAAACCAAUAGCACCUAUUGUUGGAUUCCUGUCACAGUUUAUACUUAUGCCAGUGAUAUCCUUCAUGUUGGGAUACUUCCUCCACUUUGACCCGGGGAUUGCGCUUGGAUUUCUUGCCACCGGUUGCUCACCAGGGGGCUCUGCUAGUAACAUCUACACAUAUUUGCUCGGUGGUGAUGUUUCUCUCAGCGUGACGAUGACUCUGGUUAGCACAGUUGCCUCCCUUGGAAUGAUCCCGCUCUGGCUGUUCACGGUGGGAACGAGAGUCCUGUACAAGGACGCUGAGAUCAGCAUCCCGUACACGAACAUCUUCAUCUCUCUAAUCGGCCUCAUCCUGCCGAUCGGCGCCGGGCUCCUCCUCAAGUACAAGAAACCCGCCUGGGCCAAGAUGUUCGUGAAGAUCAUCAGACCGGUCACCGCCAUAUUCCUCAUCUUCGUGUUCACGUUCGGCGUCUACGUCAACCUCUACAUCUUCGACGUGCUGGCUCCGAUGGUCAUACUGGCUGGAGCCUUGCUGCCAUAUUGCGGCUUUCUUUUCGGCGCAAUUGUUGCUGUCGUCACGCGACAGUCGAAGAAGAACAUCAUAACGAUCGCCAUAGAGACGGGAAUACAGAACACUGGUAUUGCCAUCGUUUUGUUGAGAGUGUCUCUCGAGCCGCCCGAUAAUGACCUCGGUAUUGUACCGCCGGUGAUCGCGGCGGUGUUUACGCCAAUCCCUCUCGUGAUUGCCAUCAUUGCCUUGGAGAUCCGGAAGAGGUGUUUCACGAAGAAGACACAGAUAACACAGGGUAAUGACAACAGUCACGAGAUGCUUUCUGACCGACCAGAACAGGACUCCCCUGCUAAGAAGUCCAACAACGACAAAUACGAGAUGCUUUCUGCUGUACCAGACUCUCCGGUUAAGAAGUCUGAAAAAGACAGUGACAUACCGCAGGUUGAUGCCUCAGGACAUCACUGACACAAACGAGAAUCAGUUUUGAUGCCAACACUAUGACAUUUGCACCUUCAUUCUUUAUUGACUUUAAACUAUACAUGGGCGUAGGAAGGUGCCAAAAAAGAUGGGGACACACACACCAAUAUAUAUAAAUACACGUAUAAAUAUAUAAAUACCAUCACUGCUUUUACAAAGUUGGGGGGACACAUGUCCCCCUUGACCCCCCUACCCCCAACGCUUCCUACACCAGUGCUAUAAACAAGUGUAGGUUAGGUUAACUAAUCUGGUAUAGCCAAACCAGUUUAAAAUGUAAGUGUGAACACAAUCUUUUUCACUAUGCCAAUAUACAUGUAGCUAAACAGGUAUAGCUAAAACACAUCGGUUUGUGGUUUGUGUGACUAAAACACAUCGGUUUGUGGUUUGUGUGACUAAAACACAUCGGUUUGUGGUUUGUGUGACUAAAACACGAUUGGUUUGUGGUUUGUGUGACUAAAACACAUCGGUUUGUGGUUUAGUGAAACUCGUAUGACUAAAACACAUCGGUUUAUGGUUUAGUGAAACUCGUAUGACUAAAACACAUCAGUUUGUGGUUUAAUGAAACUCGUAUGACUAAAACACAUCGGUUUAUGGUUUAGUGAAACUCGUAUGACUAAAACACAUCGGUUAAUUUGUGGUUUAGUGAAACUGGUAUGACUAAAGCACAUCGGUUAAUUUGUGGUUUAGUGAAACUGGUAUGACUAAAACACAUCGCUUUGUGGUUUAGUGAAACUGGUAUGACUAAAACACAUUGGUUUGUAGUUUAGUGAAACUUGUGUGACUAAAACACAUCGGUUUGUGGUUUAGUGAAACCAAUAUGACUAAAACAGCGUAAAUGUAAUUGUGAAGGCAAACUGUUGUAGCGAACAGCCGAUCAUUGUUUUGAUGUCUUGCGCAAGUGUGGAUAACUACACUUCUGCUGUAUACCAGUAGGCCUAUAUAGCUAUCACAUGUGUGAAUGUUUGUCACUUCCAAUCAAAAAUGUUUUAGCUAAACCAGUAUAGUUAAACCAGUUUAGCUUGUGUAAGUGUGAACACUAUAGAUCAAGGUUUCUGGCAGAGAGUAAAAUGGGUAUGGCAUCAUACCCGCAUUUAAAAAAAUAUUUUUUUACCUUUUGACAAAAUUAAUGACUCUUACAAUUACGAUAUGAUUUUCUUAUCCCUAACCCUAAACCUAACCCAUUUUCUUUCUGGGGCAGGGGCAGCCCCCCCCCCCCCCCCCCCCCCCCCCACAUCCUAUUGACUGCAGUUGCAUUCAGCACACACACACUGUAAAUGUUAAAUAUCACAGUGCCAUACCCAACAAUGUAUUUCUGGCAGAAACAUUGUAGGUGUAUUAUGUGACUUCAUAAACAGGGUGAGAGACCAGUGUUCUGCUUGAACGAAAGAAAGAAAGAAAUGUGUAUUUCUGGCAGAAACAUUGUAGGUGUAUUAUGUGACUUCAUAAACAGGGUGAGAGACCAGUGUUGUGCUUGAACGAAAGAAAGAAAGAAAUGUAUUUCUGGCAGAAACAUUGUAGGUGUAUUAUGUGACUUCAUAAACAGGGUGAGAGACCAGUGUUCUGCUUGAACGAAAGAAAGAAAGAAAUGUAUUUCUGGCAGAAACAUUGUAGGUGUAUUAUGAGACUUCAUAAACAGGGUGAGAGACCAGUGUUCUGCUUGAAUGAAAGAAAGAAAGAAAUGUUUCAUUUUAUGACGCACUCAACACAUUGUAUUUACGGUUAUAUGGCAUCAGACAUGUGGUUAAGGACCACACAGAUAUUGAGGAAAGAAACCUGCUGUCGC
Messenger RNA from Gigantopelta aegis, 3513 nucleotides. RefSeq names its product ileal sodium/bile acid cotransporter-like. The transcript has 3 exons. Gene Ontology annotation, cellular component: membrane. The coding region runs from base 231 to 1718 and encodes 495 amino acids. Lineage: Eukaryota; Metazoa; Mollusca; Gastropoda; Neomphalida; Peltospiridae. The record is from RefSeq and is a predicted model, not a curated record.